UUGUUCAUUACGGUUCAGAGCUGUGUGUGUUGUACGACAGGCUGUGAAUUCACGUCACCAAAACAUAACGCCUCUACAACAAGUGCGGCUCCUCCCACACACGUGACUGAUCACAUGGUCAUAACAUCAGCUGCCUAUAGCUCGCUAGGACUUAGCCUCUAUCUUCAGUAGCCCCGCCCAUAACAGGAAGUGAUCGCAGAGCAUGUUGGGGCUUGUAGUCCACAUUCAGCAGUUGCUCUCGCUUUACAGAUCUCAACCACAAAACAAACUACGAUUCCCAGGCACCCGUGCGGCAGCUGCCUUCAGCCAAUAGAGAAAAAGGAGGGAAUAUUGUGCUGGAAGUAUCGGCUGCAGCGAGCGAUGGCUCCUCACAGGGGCGGCAGCAUCUGAAGAGCAGUGCGCCCCCUAGUGGGAGAUGGAGAUGGAGGUGGGCGGUGAGACUGAGCAGCAGGGGGACUGCAGGACAUGGUGGACGGAGGAAAACAACAACCUCAUCAGGACAUGGAAGGAUUCAGAAUCCUCUCCGGACACUGGAACCAGGAGGCAUCAGUGUCACUCCGACUUAUCCCACCUCCUCCAGAAAAUACAAGGGUUACCCCCAGCACCCCCCACCCUCCCCCUGGAGCUGACCGUCUUGUAUAACAUGGUGAUCGUUCACACUGAUAUAACUGGUGGGCGACUCCUCGCUGACCAUUCAGUGCAAGUGGAGGACACCCUAAGAAGAGUGCUGGACGCCUUAGGACAGGGUCACACAGUGAACUCCGACCUCUGGGAGAAGAUUCUGGCAGCGGACCGUUCCUGGGAGGUGACCUGUGCCCUGGACAGACUGGUGGGGUUGCAGUGCGCCCUCUGGCUGUCAGAUGGUGGGAUACAUGAUGCAGUGGGGUUGUUCUCCAUUCUCAGUGGGACUACUCCAGACUGCCAUAACCGGCCUCACAAGGACAAAGACUUUUUACAGCUGAUCCAGUCAUGGAAAGUGUCACCAGAGGAGCCGGAGACCAUCCUCACCGUCCAGACCACCAGCCAUGUAAAAGGCGUCCUGUACAAUGCUGCUGCCCUCCUUUUGGGUGUUACGGCGAUGAGCGCAUCUGAUUUUCCCGGGGCGGUGGUUUUCCUGCAGGAGGCGGCCAGCAGUCUGUGUUCUAGCAAGGUCUUGGCGGAGAUCUACGUUUGUCUGGGCUGCUCCUUCUACAAGAUGAUGAAGCCACAGGUUUCCCUGCAGUACUGGAAGAUGGCCUUGAGGACGGAUUUCCGGUGCCUGUCCGCACUAUACCACAGCGCUGCCUUAUACCGCGACGUGGGAGACGCAGAAUGUGAACUGGAGGCUCUCGCUCUUCUUCAUACGGCCUUAGAAAAUCCCAGUGUGGACAAUUCCUCCAAGAAGACAUCUUUACCAUUGAGAACUGAGCUGAUCGUCCGUUCUCCCGUUCUGAGCAGCUUCAUCCACACGCCGAGCUCCUGCGAGGUGAAAUAUCUCAUGGCGAGGCGCUGCCUGCACAACCGGAGCAUAGGCCAAGCAACGGGACAUUACUUAGAGCUGAUGAACGCUCUGCAAGACGGGUCUGGGCCACAGGGUUUAUUCCCCAGUCCUGCCCCUCUUCCCAGGAUCCCGGUCAUCUAUCUUGAAGCGGCUGCAGCUCUUCUGGAGAACAAGCAGUUCCAGGACGCCAUCACCGUGUGCUCGGAGGUCCUGGACAGCGUCGGUCAUCUCUCCGCUGGUGUUGUCUGUAUAGACGAUCUCAAAAACAAUCUGGAGAAGGCAGAAUCUACGAGCGAGCAGCUGAACUGUAUCCUAUGGGCAUCCUCUGCUCAUCUGCUACAGGGAGAAGCCCAGGGCAUGCUGGGAGAUCACAGAGAAGCAAUUACUGACUUUACAAGGUGUAUUAACUUAUUAACAAAAGUGCGAUGUGGCAAUUCUGGGUCUGCAGACGUCCCGGAGUAUAAAGUGUGCGGGGUCCUUAAAGCAGCCGCCUUCCUGGGGAGGGGACACCAGUUCCAGCAGACGGGGGAGGAUGUGAAGGCUCUGAUGAACGCACAGCUCAGCCUGCAGACUGCGCCAGCUUUUCCAGGUGCGACCUCGUGUCUAUUGGCUGCUCUGUGUAGACUGGGACGGAAGAAAGAAGCCGCGUGUCGAUGGAGUAAGUUCCAGAGCAACAAGGAAAACUUACAUCAGCAGUGGCUGCUUAUAAGAGGUGAGCUGCCCCUGUUCCUGUCUGCGAUCCUGCAAAGAGAAGAUUCCACAGACCCAUCAUUGAUGAAAGAAAUGGAGGAUUAUGUACAAAGCGAAGAGAACAGAGUGACAUCUCCAGACAUCGCAUUUAUGACUAUGAAGACCUGAAUUAAUUUAUUGUUAUCUAUCGGGUGACACCACUGUGGUGGGUACAGAGGUUGCAGCAGCACCUGGAGCCUCGGGGAGGGGGGCAGGGCUUCAAGGGGGGUACUCUGGUAAAAAAUAAACAUUUUAAAUCAACUUCUGCCAGAACGUUAAACAGAUUUGUAAAU
This is a messenger RNA of Hyla sarda, 2502 nucleotides long. RefSeq names its product FA complementation group G (gene FANCG). The transcript is spliced from 15 exons. NCBI's taxonomy places the organism in Eukaryota, Metazoa, Chordata, Amphibia, Anura, Hylidae. The record is from RefSeq and is a predicted model, not a curated record. Gene Ontology annotation, biological process: interstrand cross-link repair. Bases 416 to 2338 code for a protein of 640 amino acids. Gene Ontology annotation, molecular function: protein binding. Gene Ontology annotation, cellular component: Fanconi anaemia nuclear complex.